Xyrauchen texanus (razorback sucker) is the source of this 1442-nucleotide messenger RNA. RefSeq lists its product as uncharacterized. NCBI's taxonomy places the organism in Eukaryota, Metazoa, Chordata, Actinopteri, Cypriniformes, Catostomidae. The record is from RefSeq and is a predicted model, not a curated record. The transcript is spliced from 10 exons. Bases 282 to 1442 code for a protein of 386 amino acids.
GUGGAAGUGCCUGCUAUAGUGGACUGUCUCUUUCUGCAAUGAGGAGAGUUCCAAAUCCAUGAGAAAGCUCUGUUCUGGUCUUGAAUGAGUCCAAAGCUUUGAGGCAGUUCCCGAGUAUGUUUAAUACUGAUCAGCCAAGAGGAAAAUGACGAUUCUCGACCCCUGCCCCUUGCAUUGUGAAAAGGACAGACUUUCAUAUUUAUGUCCUUUCGGAACCCAGUCAGUUAACACCAAAGGGCUCAGAAGAGCUAGAACUUGCCCAUGCUGGCCUUGGGAAGAGGAUGUUAAGUAUACCAGACCACUUGAAACACGAUGAGAUUGUAGCUCUACUUGAGGAGGAAUUUCCUAAAAUGAAGACCUUACAAGGAGGAUGGAUGUUUUUCAAGUCUACAGGUGGUAGCGGACGUCGCAAGCUGUCCAUAAUUCCAACUGACGCUGAGGGUUACUCCACAAGGCUUCUUAAAUCAGCAUCUAACAAUGGGAAAAACAUAGUAUUUGUAAUUCCACUACAGGAGAAGCUUUCUACCGAACCACUUUCCUAUGAUUCAGUAGAGUUCGCCAAGAUGCCACAGUCAAAAUGCAUUACAUGUGGCAGUCAAAUGCCUUUGCAGCUGUUGCCGUUGCAUGUGGAGGAAUGCAAUGGCACAUUGACUGAGAGUGAAUCUGGGACAUGUCUUGAUGAAGAUUGUUCAGUUCUUGAGCAGCCAGUCCCAUCUACCAUAGCCAUGGAUGAAUCCAUGGCGGUCUGCCCAAUCUGUCUUGCAUCGUACCCAGCUGAUGUUCUCCCAUCUCAUGCAAGCACAUGUGGUGAAAGAAUGAACUGUGCUCAACCCAGCAUAGCAGCCAGUCCGCCAUGGGGAGAAGAAUUGCCAGGACCCUCAAGGGUAGAAGAAUUGCCAGGACCCUCAGUUCCACAAUCGUCAGCAGCUUCAACCUGGGCCACUGAAGUCGACCCCCAAAAAGCAUGCCAGUUGUUCAGAGAAGAUUUACUGAACCGUUACUCUGAAAGUCCACGCCUCUGUCUAUCACUCGACAUGUUUGAUGCAGAAGAAGAACAGGACAGUGCAUUCAUUUCGUUCUAUAAGCAGAAUAAUGUGAACUGGGCAGCUCCAUUCAAGUGCAGGCUGAGAGCUGCUGCCCUGCGGGAAAGCAACCUAUUUGAGAUGGCAGGUCGUAUGAUCGGUCAUUCUUUCCUGCAUGGUGGGUUCAGCUUCUCUGGACUCAGUUUGCCUGUGGUGACCCUAUUGACUGGUGAGAGCAUCGACACUGCAGCAUCAGCUCUGACACUGGAGGACUGUCCUGAUAUUGACCAUCGUGAAACAAUUGGUUUGCUGAAGAAUGCUGAACUUACUGCUGAAGAAAACACCAAAGUGACUGAUCUUUGCCUCUUCUGGGAUCUUCCAUUUCCAACCUCCACCAAUCGUGUCUGGCUGUUCCAGUAA